Molecule: messenger RNA, 5015 nt
Organism: Phymastichus coffea
Lineage: Eukaryota; Metazoa; Arthropoda; Insecta; Hymenoptera; Eulophidae
Gene: metro
Product: MAGUK p55 subfamily member 7
Exons: 11
Coding region: 885-2657 (590 amino acids)
Cellular component (GO): plasma membrane; cell-cell junction
Molecular function (GO): protein binding
Source: RefSeq, a predicted model, not a curated record
UGAAUAAAAAUCGAAACAAAUGAGCAAAAAGCACGCGUAUAUUCAGUUUAGCGAACGCAGGCGCGAUCGUAAAUUACACUAAAGUGCAGUCCUGUGGGGCGCAAGCGCAGUGUAGAGGUGGUAAAGAGAUGGCGUCCACGGCUAGGGGCCAGCUGCAGACGUCUUCUUGCACGCACGCGGACGUGACUACGCGAGGAGAGCUGCUGACCCGAACGAUGUUUUCCUGAAAUAAACGGAAAGCCGAACAUUUUGCACGCUGCUUUGGCAGUAGCUCAAAGCUCUCGCGAGUCUUCUACACUGAUCGCACAGUGGCUGGUUACGGGCUAAGCGAGUGAAGCAGCUCGCAAUAAAAUUGAAUCGUCAAGAGCCGAGAAAAAGCACGACCGUUGUUAUUGAUUGUGCGUGUAUGUGUGCAUCGCGAUUGAUUUCCGAAAUUACUUUGCACGAGGAAAGGACGUCUCUUCCUCGGCAGCUGCUUCAAGAAGUCGUAAAACCCGUGGUCAAGGAGUGUCGAGUGACAUUUGCUUACGUAAUGAAUAUAUUUUUGCGGCCGAAAGUAGCAUUGUUGGAUCGUUGCUGAGCGAGCAUCGCUUCAAUACUUCGGACUGCAGCCGGCUCGCCAAAAUCGUGACAAUACCGAAAUACACUAAGCAUUUCCUAGCUCCGACUCCGACUUAACCGUCCAGUGACCCGAUUUUUAUUGAACAGCGCGCGCGCGCGCACACACAUGAACGUCCUUCCCUUAUCUUUUUUACCUUUUCCCGAUAUCGUUUGGCCUUACCCCAAGGCUCAGCGUGCUUAACAAGCUUUCCUCGAUAAGGGCUGCGAGGGAGCUAGCGAAGUUCAGCGCUUGACCGCGCAAAUUAUGACAAGAGGCGACAAUCAUGGAAAACUUAAAUUGGGAUCCCUCUUUGUCAAAAUUAUUGAGUGCCUUGGAAGCCCACAGAGCUUCUGUACCAAGCUGCUCCGACGAGGAAUUCAAUUUUCUAACAGAUCUGCUGCAGUCCAAGGAAUUAAAUGCACUUGUGCAAAUCUACAACAAGAUCAAAGAUAACAAAUGCUGUGCUAUUCUCUCCAAUGCCAUGGAAAUCAAUGUUGAGGUACUGGGAAUACUGGCAUCCAAAACACAUUCAUCCGAGGAAUUCAAGGAACUAUUUCACUUACUGCAAAAACCUCAUGUGCAGGCUCUUCUCAUAGCACAUGAUACUGUAGCUCAAAAAGACUAUUAUCCAAGACUUCCUGAUAUACCUGUGGAGGUUGAUGAAGAAGAAGAAACUGUAAAAAUUGUGCAAUUGGUCAAAUCUGAUGAACCAUUGUCUGGUACUGGCAUUGAACCAAUAAUGGGAGCAACGAUAAAGACUGAUGAGCAAACUGGUAAAAUCGUGAUUGCUCGUGUAAUGCACGGCGGGGCCGCUGACAGAUCUGGUCUCAUUCACGUCGGAGAUGAAAUACAAGAGGUCAACGGAGUCAGCGUCGAUGGAAAGACUCCAAACGACGUUUUGAAAAUUUUGCAAAAUUCCGAGGGAACAAUUACUUUCAAAAUCGUACCAGCGGAAAGCAAGUGUGUGUUUCGAGAAAGCAAGAUGAGAGUGCGAGCUCACUUUUCUUACAAGGCGUCAGAAGAUCCGGAGACACCGUGUACAGAGGCAGGGCUUGAUUUCGAAGUUGGAGACGUGCUUCACAUCGUUUGCCAAGACGACGCACACUGGUGGCAGGCGAGGAAAGAGGGCGAUCGCAACAUGCGAGCAGGACUGAUUCCUAGCAGGGCGUUGCAGGAGCACCGCAUCAUAAGACAGAGGCAGCUGCAGGAGAAGUCCGAAGACGACAGUAUAAGCUUGUGUUCUGUUGCAGUGCCUUUGCCCAUGCUGUGCCCCCGUCCCUGUACCUCUUCUGUGCAUGACUCGCCGACAAAGUGCGGUUUGCACGCGAUAAAGACUAAAAAAAUCAUGUAUGCCGCUACAGAGAACGAUGACUAUGACCGCGAAGAGAUCCCCACCUACGAAGAGGUGGUGAAGCUCUAUCCCCGCCCGGGUCUUCAUCGGCCGGUCGUGCUCAUCGGGCCACCGGGGGUCGGCAGGAACGAGCUCAAAAGGCGACUCAUGGCCACCGACCCCGCCAAGUACAAGACUCCAGUACCUUACACCUCGAGACCUCCGCGGGCGGGCGAGGUCGACGGCACCGAGUACUUCUUCGUGUCCCGCGAGCAGAUGGACGAGGACAUCAACGCCAGCAAGUUCAUCGAGUUCGGCGAGUACAAGGGCAACCUUUAUGGCACGAGCGCGGAGAGUGUCACCUCUAUUGUCGACGCCGGCUACGUGUGCAUCCUCAGUCCGCACUACCAGGCGCUCAAGAUGCUGCGCACGCCCGCGCUCAAGCCCUUCGUAGUGUACGUCAAGCCGCCGCGGUUCGAGAUCCUUAAGGAGACGAGAAGCCAGUCCAGAGCCAGAUCCACCUUCGACGAAACCAAUUCCCGGGGAUUCACCGACGAGGAAUUCGAGGAGAUCCUGCACAGCGCGGCUCGAAUAGAGUUCCUUUAUUCACACAUGUUUGACGAGAUCAUCAUCAACGCCGACUUGCCGAUGGCUUUCGAGCAGCUGCUCGCUUCGAUUCACAAGCUCGAGACGGAGCCUCACUGGGUACCGGCUUCCUGGGUCUAAAUCCGCCGGACUGGACGCCUAGCGAGAUCGUUUAUACUUUGCGUAGAUAAUUAGCGAGCGAGGUUUCUUUGUCGAACCACGAGUCUCAGUCUGGAUUGAUACUACUGGCACAGAGCGACAUUUGUUGCUCCAAGCGCCUUCAACAUUUUCCAAUUUCAAUGUUCAUCUGCUAAGAUCUAAACUGCGUUGCCUGUCCUUCACUGCCCUUUCAUCAAUUUCGAGCUUUCAAACAUUCGCAUCAACGUUGACUAUCGGUGUUCAAGUGGCGCUACCCAAAUGAAAACUCUUUCGAACGGCAUGCCAUGACUAACCAAUGAGCAUUCGCUACUUCUCUUCGCAACUAACAGCCGAGCAUUUCACUAGCGACUUGCCAGUAGUAUUCCCUAGCGUGGGACGAGCAGAGAGCAGAGAAAUUCUAUUUUUCACUUCUGUGAUUGUUAUCGACUCGUCGUUGUUAUGACUUGCGAUUUUUUAUGUUGUCUUGAAACCUAGACAAAUCUGUCGGGCCAAUGGACGAGGACGAGACGCAACGAUCCAGCAAUUGUUUUCGCUCUUUCUCGGGAUGUACUUCACGUAGAUUGAUUUCCGAAUGCUCCGUACCGAGGCGCUUUCGAAUGCGCAAUACUUGCCUUUAUCGAGUUUUUCUAGACUAUUUUGACGAUCGAAUGCGAGCUGCAGGAGAAAAAGCACUGAGCAGGCUUUACGAGUGCUCUUGUUGAAUAAUAUUCUGCAAUCCGAGAGAAUGAGUACAAUAAGUAUAAGCGUUAAUCUAGAAAUCAGUGCGUCAUUAGGUUUUACGUGCAAUUACUUGAACGUCUUAUCGAGUAUUCGCAAGAAUGCCACAAAAUCCACUGCUGUUUUUAAUAUCAAGAAUUUUUUUAACCUACAAGGAUAUCAAUAUACAUUAUAUAAAAUGUUCAGACUUAUCCGAUAAAAUGAGCAAGAUAAAACGAGUGAAUCUCUUGUACUUUGUGCCAUACAGUACUUUUUAGCUUAUUUAGCGUACAUAUUAAAUAAGCCAACGACUCUCGCCGCAAAAUGAUAUAUGCAUAUAUCAACACUAUUGUGAAUAGUAAUAUAAAAAUUCAAUUGUUGUUAAUUGUUGCCAAAUACACACGUUAGUCAUUGACAAUGUAUAAAUAAAUUAAACGAAAGAUUGGGCUUCUGCAAAGGCUCGACUCGAGUUCAAUAGUUGUUUCGCGUGAAUUUCUACGAAUAUGACAUAUUAUGUCCAUAUUGGAAUAAUGGCCAGUUUAGAGCUGAAUGCUCGGAACUUGAGGCUCGGUAAGCUCGGGCCACUCGAGCUUUUUGUAGAAGCCUAGACGAAGGACGAACCGACAACGUAUAGAUCGCAAAUGAAUUAUCGAGCAGAGAAACGAUAUAUCACGAAAGCAGAGACAGAGAGAACAGGUAUUUUCUACAUUGCGAGCGACGCCGCGGCGCGGUUCGCGCGCGCUCUCGACUGAGCGAAAUGGGUCACGAGGCGCUGUCCAAGCGCGAAAGGCAAAGCAAGGCGGAUCGGUGCGAAAAAAAGAAAAAAAAAGAGCGAGAAGGAGAAGGAGACGAGAGAAAAGAAUGGACAGCGGCGUGUGCGCGCACGCGCUUGAAAAUUCGACGCCGAUUGAAAUAGACGACCUAGGCACAGUUGGCCGUGGGAGCGUUGUCGCCGAUGGGCCUAGACGUUGUCAGUCCGCGGCGAGUGCGCGCCCGCCAACAAGUUGGCAUUUUCUUGCACGUUUUUCAUCUCUUUUUUUUCGCUCUCGCUUUUUCCGUUCGUUUUCUUUGCUCGCCGGUAACCGCGGCAAACGCGAGAUAAGCGCCGUGCCAACGGCCCGACACUAAAAUUAGCCGGCGAUUGCACAAACUGCUCACCGAAAUAGAGAGCCGACGGUCGUCGAGCGACGCGUGUGAUGUGUGACGCGGCUCUAUUUAAAAGUGCAGGCCCGAAUUAUCACGAUAGCCGCACGAUCCGCGUGCGUGUGUGCAUGUGUGCACGUGCAUCGAAUUUCAAGUUGUGUCAUCUAACACGUGCAGCUGCAACUGCGGAGCCGAAGCCGCCGACGUUGUCGAUUAUUAUUGCACCCUCUCACGCGCUCUUACGCGCUCUUACGCGCGCACACGCGACAGGUAUAAAAAGCCAACUCGUCAACAGACCGACUUUCAGUUAUCUUUAGUUUCUUUCUUCGCUCGUUGACCAUUGUGUUUGCCUUACCUGAGUGACUGAGUGUGUGUGUAUACCUACAUAUAUAGAGAUAUAUACACGAGACGAGUAGCCGCCGAGGAAGCGAUUUGAUCUAGACAUAUCAAUAACCAAUGCUCUGUUUGCAAUUACGCUCUUCGUUGACCCUCUUAGCCAAC